UGUCGCUCAGGUUAGUGCUGCCCCUGUGAUUGGCUGCGCAGUGAGGAGGAGGGAGGCGGGGAGCGCCAUGGUGCUGCUGCAUGUGCUCUUUGAGCAUUCUGAGGGCUAUGCCCUAUUCGCAGUGCAGGAGGAGGAGGAGAUCGACCUGCUGCUACCCAAGGUGGAGAAAUCUCUGCUGAAUAUAGAUAUUUUUAACAGCAUUGUGAAGCUGGUGGCGUACUCUCCAUUUAUGUCCUCCCAGAGCGCCCUGGAGAAUGUGAACGCCAUAAAUAAAGGUGUCCUCCAUGAGGACCUGAAGCUUUUCCUGGAAACAAACAUGCCGGCUGAGAGGCAGAAGGUUCUGCUUGGGGUGAGUCACAGUAAGAUCGGAGAUGCCAUCGAGGAGAAGCUGAAUAUCACAUGCCAGAUGGGCGGAGUGGUGGCCAUGCUCAUGAAAGGGGUCUGGUUAUACUUUAGCACUCUGUUGAAUGGGUACGCUGCUCAGUCGGCCUCGAAAGCAAAGCUUGGUCCAGGCCACAGUUACACGAGAUCCAAAGUCAAUGAGGACCAGGAGGACAACAUGAUUAUUCAGUCCAUCGGCUUACUGGACCAGCUGGACAAGGACAUAAACACCUUCUCCAUGAAGGUGAGAGAGUGGUACAGUCGUCACUUCCCAGAGCUUUUAAAGAUUGUGCCCAAUAGCUCCAUGUACUGCCGUAUGGUGAGGUUCAUCGGAAACCGUAAGGAGCUGUCUGAGGAGAAGCUGGUAGAGAUGGAGGAGAUAGUCAUGGACCGUGCCAAGGCCCAGGCAAUCCUGGACGCCUCUCGAUCAUCAAAGGGCAUGGACAUCUCACCCGUCGAGCUUGUGAACAUUGAGAGCUUCACUAGCCAAAUAAUUUCUUCAUCAGAGAAGUGGAAGAGCCUGCAGGAAUGUCUCCGAUCAAAGAUGAGUCGCGUGGCCCCCAGCUUGUGUGCCCUCAUUGGAGAAGUGGUGGGCGCCCGUCUGAUUUCUCAUGCAGGAAGCCUGGGAGACCUCGCCAAGUUACCGGCUUCUACCAUCCAGAUCUUUGGGGCAAAGAAGUCCGUCUUCAGGGAAAAGAGGGUCAGAGGAAAGCGCUGGAAAAAUGGACUCAUCUUCCACUCUCCUGUCAUUGAGCGGGCGCCUGCAAAGGACAAGAUCCGUCUCUCCCGCUUCCUGGCCACGCAGUGCAUGCUCGCUGCCCGGAUGGACUUCUUCUCUGAAAACCCAACCAGCGUGUAUGGGGACAAGAUGCGGGAGCAGGUGGAGGAGAAACUAGUAUUCUUUAAGACCGGGAAGGCUCUGCGCAAAGAGCAAGAUGUGAUGAAGGAUGCGCAGCCGGAGGCAUCAGAUGUGACGGCAAUGAUAAUGAAGAAAAUGAGGAAGAGAGAAUCGCGGAGGAUAAACCGAAAGAAUAAGAGUAUGAAGGCGAUGGUCUCAGGGAUGACGGCGAAGAUGAAACAAAAGCUGAAGAAGAAGGAACAGAUGGAGAAAAAACAAGAGCAGAAGAGAAUGGAGGCAAUGGGCUCAGAGGUGACGGUGGAGAUAGAGCAAAAGCUGAAGAAGAAGGAACAGAAGAAGAAGAAACGAGAGAAGAAGAGAUUGGAAGCGAUGGUAACAGAGGAGGACAAUGAGCCGGAGGACAAUGAGCCAUCACCAGACAGAAGCAGAGAAGAGGAGGAAGAGCCAAGCAAGAAGAAGAAGAAAUGGAAGUCUGAGGGCGACGUCUUGGAGAUCGGGUUAGAGGAAGAGGUGGAACAGACUCCACCCAAAAGGAGAAAGAAGAAGAAAUCUGCCCCUGAAGACUCUACGGCCUCCGAGGUGACGGUGGAGAUAAUGAGGGAACCAGAGACAAAAGACUGGGAGGAGAAAGAAGAGGAGAAGAGAUUACAGGUGAUGGUAACGGAGGAGGACAUUGAGGCGGAAGACAAUGAGCCGUCACCUGACAGAGAUGAGGAGGAAAAGCCAAGCAAGAGGAAGAGAAAACGGAAGUCUGAGGGCAACAUCACGGAGAACGGGAUAGAGGAAGAACAGACUACAUCCAAAAGGAAAAUGAAGAAAUCCGCCCCUAAAGAAUCAACGGCCUCAGAGGGGACGGUGGAGAUAAAUCGGAAACUGGAGAAGAAAGAACAGAAGAAGAAGAAACGAAAGAAGAGACUAGAGGCGAUGGUAACGGAGGAGGACGAUGAUCUGGAGGACAAUGAGCCAUCACUGGACAGAAGCGGAGAUGAGGAAGAAGAGGUGAGCUAGAAGAAGAAGAAACAUAAAGUACGGCAGCAGAAAGAAGAGGACUAAGCGGAGUCGUUGUGUGCCUCUCAUUUCAGAAGUGGUUUUACAUCUUCAUUAGUUUUCUGCAUAGACUAAACCCUGGAGGUUCCUGUGUGUGGAGCCCCAGUCUGUCCAUUCAAGUGACUGCACAAUAUGGAAUAACCUUCCUAUAUGAAUUCCCCAGAAUGCCUUUCUCUGUCCAUUUACCUGCAGAUUAAAGGGACGCGACUUGUAAGCCUUUGAGCAGAGAAAAACCAUCCCCUGAUUGCAGUUAUAGAGCCCUCUAGGUCUUCUGUAGAGUAACGGUGGUGGUUGAGGUGGCCUGUGACUGUACAGAGCUGGGAAUGUGAGUACCCUAUGGUGCGUGCAGGUCACUGCUGUGGAGUCUGAAUCCAGUGUAUACCACAAAUGGUGGAUUCAUACAUAUAUAUAUUACUGUUACCGAGCCAGAGUAAAGCCACAGGCCCAGCGUUGUCCUUCAGCCAGUAUACACAUCCAGCACGUGUGGAUUGCUGGGAAAUCCUCUGGGUAAGCGAGGUGUACCAGGAGAAGCGGAGGCAGCGCUGUGUAUGGUGACACCAUAGUACGUGACUUCUGCUCAGCCUGUGAGAAGGCAUUACUCACAUGUAUAGAAUGGCUGUGGUUAGCGUUUGGGGUCAGCAAUCGCCUGCUGCUUGGAACAUGGGGGGGUACGUCUGCUGUAGCCAGGGAGGCUCGGAGCUAAAUCCUGGGAGGGCCUUUCUCCUUCCAUAAGUUGAUUCAUACUUUGAUUGGGAAAGUAGGACACUAGGUAUUAAAGUGUGUAUAAUAUUGUAUAUAUAAAAGCAGGAUUCUGUCUGGUCCGUGUAUUGAGGAAUACAGGACUCAUUGUGUUUUUAGAUAUCUGGAUGCCAUAUCCGAAGCCAUAAGCUUUCCAUUUCGCAGGGAAUUCCAGGAUGACCGAUGAACAGUGGUUGUGUGAAGGGCUUACAGUUAUUGUUCCGGAUGUUACAGUUAUACAAUACAUUGUUUCAUAAUGUGAUUGCUUAAAUCACUCUGGGUAUAAAGUGGAAGCUAAAACGAAA
This is a messenger RNA of Pseudophryne corroboree (corroboree frog), 3330 nucleotides long. RefSeq names its product nucleolar protein 56-like. The transcript has 18 exons. Gene Ontology annotation, cellular component: small-subunit processome; box C/D methylation guide snoRNP complex. Gene Ontology annotation, molecular function: snoRNA binding. The record is from RefSeq and is a predicted model, not a curated record. Lineage: Eukaryota; Metazoa; Chordata; Amphibia; Anura; Myobatrachidae. The coding region runs from base 68 to 2248 and encodes 726 amino acids.